UGACCAUUGAAGCAUCACUAAUGACCACUCCUCCCAUAACAGAGCAGCACUCUCCUCUCCAUCCUCAUCCAUCCAUCCUGCAUCCAACAACCUGGAGGAGAGAGCGUGCAACUACAUCACUGCCUCCUCCUCACAGCGUUGGUCGCCAUCCAUCCAUCCUCUCCUCCUCCUCCUCCUCCUCCUCCUCCUCCUCCUGUACCAUAACAGAUGGUGGGAACAACAUUGCAUCCACCGGGUAGCCUACCACCACAACAAUAGACCGCAGCAGCAGCAGCAGCAGCAUCCAGUCCAGACGACGCUGCUGGCCUUGCACCACCAUUACCCUCACCAUCAUCAUGCUCCUCUUAGUGCAGGACUGCGCCAGGCUGUGAGUGCCGUCGUGAUUCAUUUCACGCGGUACCUCCACCGUCACCACGGCUACGGAGGAAGAACAACCUUCUCCUAGCGACUGUUGUUCGGGAAGAAGAAGAUGGCCGCUAUGAAAAUACUAACAGGCACUGGUCUCUUCUUGGCUUUCUGUGCGCUCGGGCUGCUCGCCAUGGCCAUCUGCACCGAUUACUGGUACGAGACCGACGCGAGGAGACACCGGGAGAGGUGUAAAAACUAUGCCAACAAGCGCAACGACCCGGGUUACAUCUACAUCUCCAACCACAACCUGCCGCUCCAGAUGCCUCCAAAGAGCAGCGGCCCAGAUGCUGGAGCUGCUGGAGCUCUCAUCAGGACCAAGCGGCACUUUCUGGCCGCAGCGUCCGCCAUGGAGUCGCACUGCAACCGGCAGUUCAACUCCACCAUCUCCGGGCUGUGGAGGAAGUGUCACCGGGAGGGAUUCGACCUGGAGACCGAGGACCUUAUCUACAAAGGAAUAAUUCAAAGAUGUACCGCAGUCAAGUAUCACUACUCUUCGUCCAUCCUACCACGAAAUCUACCCGUCAACAUCACAAAGACCAUACGACAGGAUGAGUGGCACGCACUCCAUCUAAGAAGAAUGACGGCCGGCUUUGUGGGCAUGGCCGUGUCCAUCAUUCUCUUUGGCUGGAUCAUUGGAGUGCUGGGAUGCUGCCAGCAGCAUGACCUCAUGCAAUAUGUAGCUGGGCUACUCUUUCUCAUGGGAGGAACAUGCUGCAUCAUCUCCUUGUGCACAUGUGUGGCAGGGAUCAACUUUGAGUUAUCCCGCUACCCCCGCAACAUGUACGGCCUCCCUGAGGACAUUAGCCAUGGCUAUGGCUGGUCCAUGUUUUGUGCCUGGGGGGGCCUCGGUCUCACAUUGCUGGCUGGCUUCCUCUGCACCUUGGCGCCCUCCCUGAGCACGCCCACUCGCACAACGACCCACAAGCCGAGGCAGGAGAACGGAACCGUGUGACAAGAGGUGUCCUGAAGCGGCCGACCCACCGAACGCACAAACCGCACCCUUCCAACCUUGAUGUUUAACUCUGAAAACAGUUUUUGUCUGAUCACCAUCUCACACCAAACCCCCGACAUCGCCAUUUCCCCCUCAGUGUUCAGUGUGCCUGAGUUGUGACAGAAGGAGCAAAAGUAACAACAAACUUCACACACCCAAUCUUGAAAAACCCCAGAGGGACCUCCAGGAACACCAAGACUAACAGCUACAGUAACGUAUGUCUGGGGCAUGGCUCUCAUAGCACAAAUAAGACAUUUUUUUUGGUUCAGAUGUUUGACAUGCUGACUUUAUGGCGAUCUAAAGGUGACUGUUUUCUCUGAAGAGAAUUUGUCUUAAAAUGGUGCUCUCUUAAAUACAUACACUCCCACGCAGCACACACACACUUACACACACACACACACACACACACACAGACACACAC
Molecule: messenger RNA, 1820 nt
Organism: Sebastes umbrosus (honeycomb rockfish)
Lineage: Eukaryota; Metazoa; Chordata; Actinopteri; Perciformes; Sebastidae
Product: transmembrane protein 178B
Exons: 4
Coding region: 470-1360 (296 amino acids)
Cellular component (GO): membrane
Source: RefSeq, a predicted model, not a curated record